GUGGGCGAGCCAAAUUAAUGUUCACCGGGCCUGUGUGUGCAACCUUGGGAACCAAAAAGAAGAAGAGGCGAAGAAGCAAUGGGUCGAGAGCACGAAGUUCGAGUGAAUCGAACCACGGUCGCCGACGAAGCCUCCCUUACGGGAGCCGUGAAGGACUUGGAGGCCGGCGAGUCCUGGCCGUCGCGGGGCGGACCGGAUGCAGCGCCAGUAAACCGCCUCAGCAGCCGAGAAAAGGACUCCCUCGCGGCCGUAUGCGACGCCUUCCUCCCCUCCAUCCAUGUCCCCCACGCUCCCCACCAGUCCCUCCGAACCUACUACGCUAACUCCGCGUCCAUGAUCGGAACACCGGAAGUUGUGGGAGGGUACUUAUCCGAGAGGAUCCAACAUCCUCGGCUGUGGCAGCUGAGGCUCGCGCUGUGGCUGCUUUCGACGUGGUUCGGCACGUUCAUCCUCUGCGGCACGAACAGCCUCUCCUGCCGCUUCCCUUUCUUCCGGAGCUUCCCGGAAGUGGAGGCGGCGGGGCGGGAGGAUAUCAUCCGGUCGUGGUCCAUGAGCUGCAUCUUCUUGCUUCGGGUGUUGUACAAGGGCUUCAAGGCUCUCGUCGUCCUCUUCUACUUCACCCAGCUGAACGAGAAGAAUGAGAACCCCGCUUGGGAGGCGAUUGGCUACGUCGGGCCCGAUCCUAGGCGGGCAAUUAAGAGCAGCUCGGAGGAGGAGGAGGGAGCACGAGACGGGCCGCUCUACAAGGCACUGGUACACAUGGCGGGCCCAAUGGAUGUCCUCUGCACGUCCCUGUCCAGAGCUGGCCUCUCCCUCGUCACCUCCCAAAGCCAACCUGACGGCUUGAAGAGCAAACCCCUUCCUACCAUCUACUGCGACGCUGUGGUCGUUGGAUCAGGGUCCGGCGGCGGGGUGGUCGCUGGAGUCCUGGCCAAGGCUGGCUUUAAGGUCGUCGUCCUGGAGAAAGGUGGCUACCACGCCCGGAACAAUCUCACCCUGCUCGAGCGCCACACUCUGGAUCACAUGUACGAGGGCUGCGGCGUCCUCACCACCGAGGACUUGGGAGUGUUCGUCCUCUCUGGCUCCACCGUCGGUGGCGGUUCGGCGGUCAAUUGGUCGGCGUCCAUUCGCACCCCGGACCACGUGAUAUCCGAGUGGCGGCAUGAGCACGGGCUGGAGCUCUUCGACAGCGACGUCUACGCUGAGGCCUUGGACGCCGUAAGCGGUCGCAUGGGCGUCCAGUGCGAAGUCCGCCACGAGAGCCUCGCCAACGCCGUCCUUCGGAGGGGGUGCGCCGAGCUCGGAUACCCGGUGCAAACGGUUGGGCAGAACGCGCCGCCCGACCACGACUGCGGCUGGUGCUGCUUCGGGUGCAGGGACGGGAGCAAGAAAGGGACGUCUGAGACGUGGCUCGUUGACAUGGCUGAGUCAGGAAACGGCGUGAUCAUUCCGGGUAGCAGAGCCCUCAGGGUUCUGCACGCGGACGCGGGAAGGAACAAGAACGUCGCCGCCGGGGUCGUCUUCGAGUUCAGGGAUGGCUGGAGGGGGAAGAAGGAAAGGUGCAUCAUCAGGUCCAAGGUGACCGUCGUCGCAUGCGGGGCGCUCAACACGCCGGUGCUACUGAAGAAGAGUGGCCUUCGGAAUGCAAACAUCGGGAGGCACCUCCACCUCCAUCCGGUGGUGAUGUCGUGGGGCUACUUCCCCGAGUCCGAUUCGAGGUGGCAGCCGAGCAAAGAGAACCAGGAGAAGAUCACCAGUUACGAAGGCGCGAUCCUCACGACGAUGUCGACGGUCGUUUCCAACUUCGCGACGUCCGGGUACGGCGCGGUGAUCCAGACGCCGGCACUGCACCCGGGGUUGUUCUCAGUGGCCACCCCGUGGUUGUCCGGUGCCGACUACAAGGACAGGAUGGCGCGGUUCUCGCGCACCACCCACAUAUUUGCCCUGGCCAGGGACAGAGGGUCCGGCACGGUGGACGCAUCGGGAUGCAUCCGGUAUCGCAUGGGGGCGGCGGACGAGAAGAACCUUCAGAGGGGACUGGAGAAGAUCCUGCGUAUCAUGGCAGCCGCAGGGGCAGAGGAGAUCGGGACGCAGCACUGCCAUGGCGACCGGCUAAACGUCAGGUCGGCGAGCUCGCACCAGUUCGAGAGGUUCGUGAAAGCGACAAGCGGGAAAGGUCUGAUGGAUCUGUUGACGCCGGUCUACUCGGCUCACCAGAUGGGGAGCUGCCGGAUGGGUAUACAUCCGAGGACGUCGGCCGUGAACUCCCGGGGGGAGACGUGGGAGGUGGAGGGGCUGUUCGUGGCGGACGCCAGCGUGCUCCCCACGGCGCUCGGGGUGAACCCCAUGGUCACCGUGCAGGCGAUCGCCUACUGCACCGCGCACUCGGUUCUGGAGGAGCUGAGGAGGAGGACGAAGCGCGAGAAUAAUCACAAGAACUGAUA
Musa acuminata subsp. malaccensis (wild Malaysian banana) is the source of this 2444-nucleotide messenger RNA. Its product is annotated as long-chain-alcohol oxidase FAO4A-like. Lineage: Eukaryota; Viridiplantae; Streptophyta; Magnoliopsida; Zingiberales; Musaceae. The record is from RefSeq and is a predicted model, not a curated record. Gene Ontology annotation, molecular function: flavin adenine dinucleotide binding; long-chain-alcohol oxidase activity.